Molecule: messenger RNA, 959 nt
Organism: Durusdinium trenchii
Lineage: Eukaryota; Dinophyceae; Suessiales; Symbiodiniaceae
Source: the annotation of a GenBank genome assembly
AGCUGCUCCCUCAGUCCUGCUCUGUUGUUCUAGCUCGGGGGGCCCGGGCCACGCGGCGGUUCACCUGUCGCGGCGCGAUUCACCUGCCAUGGAAUGAUUCUCCACUUGGCGUUCGCGCAUUUGGUGGCCGCUCAGGAUUCGGACUGCGCUGCAGAUGGUGCCCUUUGCUGUGCACUGAAGUAUGGCGGUGAGCAGAACUUCUUCAACCAGGAGCAAGCCAGGUGUGAACGAGUGGCCGAUGACUGCACUCCAACGGAGGAAUAUGAUCCGCAGGUGAACAAGUGCGUGACGGUCAGUGACGCUUUGGCGUCUUUCACGAAUGAACCGACCACGUCCACGGCCACGACUUCCUCAGGCCACCUUUGCAUGGAGUGCUGUGGCCAUGGACACCCGGACCCUUCCGAUCCCACAACUUGCGUUUGUGAUGAUGGCUGGACCAGCAAUGCCUUCAGGGCUGAGCAGUGUAGCGUGCAGGUGGAGCAGGCCAAUUCAACUGGCAACACCGAGACCUCCGCGACCCAUGCACCAUCCAUCAUGAUGACGCUGACGAGUGUUUGGGGCUUUUUGCUCAGCAAUGGAGGCCCAGCAUUGUUGCUUACAGUUCUGGUGCUUUGCUGCUGCUGUUGCUACUGCCGUGCCUCGUUGAAGCGCGCGUUCUGCUGGUGUUGCUGUGCAGCUUGUGGGCGGAGAAGUCCCAAUUAUGCGAUGCAGGCACCCGUCGCGCCCCCGCUUUGGCAGCCAGGUGUGCCGCAUGGCAUGCUGCCUCCUCCCAUCUCUGCGCCCUUGGUGAUGGGCGCUCGUCCCUCGACCACAAGGAUGGUUGGAAAAGGACAGCCAAGCUGAUUGCAGCUGAUCGGCUCGUGAAGAGGUGGAUGUUCUGCCGGCCGGGUAGCUUAGCCAGCUGUUGAUUCGAGGGUUUUUUCUAAGAUUGAUCAGUUGGGAUGGUUGAAGAGGGGUCC